This is a messenger RNA of Phytophthora nicotianae INRA-310, 1117 nucleotides long. RefSeq lists its product as hypothetical. NCBI's taxonomy places the organism in Eukaryota, Oomycota, Peronosporomycetes, Peronosporales, Peronosporaceae. The record is from RefSeq and is a predicted model, not a curated record. The transcript has a single exon. The coding region runs from base 152 to 778 and encodes 208 amino acids.
GCCCCCACGUCCUAUACUUACUACCUUACAAUUUCUAAGUCAAAGUCGCCAUCAAAAUUACAACACCAAAUCUUCGCUCAUCAUGACACCUUGCCAUUCUUGUUCUAUCCCACACGCUGUAAGGCGUCAAGUAAACACUUAAACAGGAAGUAUGGCGUCCGCUGAUGAGAUUCGCGCAGAGAAUGAAAGCCUAGCGCGUGAGAUUCACGCGCUGCUGAACGCCAACACUACUCUGGAGAAGGAGAUGCUGAAGCUGAGCUCAGAGCGAAACGAGCUCGAGAACUUGGGCAACAAGAAGCUGCAGACACUGGAACAGCAGCUCGAGACGGUUGACGAGGAGCUCACGUCGCUUCGGUCGCAGUGUCAGUCAAUGACGGAGAUCAUCGAGAACGCGAAUGCUGAGAACGAGGUUGAAGUCGAGGAGGAGCCGGCACCAGUGCCUGUCAGUCGUAAGCUGUCCUCGGCGUUAAACCACACCAUGCAGCGAGCACGAGGCAUGUCGAUGCCGCGCCAGCGGCGAUCAUCGACAGUGGAGAUGGUGGCGCAUGGCCUCACCAAGGCCGCGAGUUACAUGAUUCCUCCCACAGCAAAACCGAGUCCUGACGGCCCUAGCCGAGUCAGGAUGAGCAAGGAUAGCCCACCGAUCUUGUCGUACGCCAAGGGCACGACCGAUUCAACCAAGAGUCUGCUCUUCUCAACUCAUUCGCACUACGGCAACUUCCGUCGGCACAGCGGGCCCUAUCGCAAGAACCGCGAUCCACCUGUCAUGGUGCUUUAAGGAAGGCCCUAGCUCGACAGAAUCGAAACCGGAUGCAAGUUUGCACCUCCUUCACCGAUCUCAUUAUUUAAGCAACAACAUACAGCUGAAAGUCAACUACAUCCGUCCAGAGCGCCCAGCGUCACACCACACAGAUCACCAAGCACCGGACUCCAUGCUUUUCCGACGGAUAGAAAAGCACAAAGGAGAAGACCGACGGCCCGCGAUAAAUCUUUCGAGGUGGUAUACUAUGCAUGUCCAGUCCCCAGUCUACAAUACAAAUGCAACCGCGUUUUCCUGUAUGUUAUCGAAUCAUUUGGAAUACUACGUAGUAAUUAGGAUACUUUGAUUGGUAUGGAG